Molecule: messenger RNA, 733 nt
Organism: Betta splendens (Siamese fighting fish)
Lineage: Eukaryota; Metazoa; Chordata; Actinopteri; Anabantiformes; Osphronemidae
Gene: scpp9
Product: secretory calcium-binding phosphoprotein 9
Exons: 8
Coding region: 14-577 (187 amino acids)
Source: RefSeq, a predicted model, not a curated record
UCAAACCAGCAAAAUGAAGUUUCUCCUCCUUACAACAUUCGCAGCCAUGUUCUGCUGUGUCAGCGCUGGCAAGACACAGAGGUUGCUGGCAGCCUUGAUGGCUAAUGGUGCAUUGGGGAACGGCGUCAACCCCGCGCUGGUGGCUGCAGGCCUGACCCCGCCCCUCGUGGUCGGUGGCGGGGCAGGUGUGGCUGGGCAGCCUCAGAUGGCGCAGUUUGCUCCUGGAGCUUUUGCUGUACCCAACAUGUACCCCAUGCCUGCGUAUCAGUAUCCAAUGAUGGGAGUCCCUCAGAUGGCACCAAUGGCCCCUAUGGCACCAAUGGCCCCUAUGGCACCAAUGGCACCAAUGGCACCAAUGGCACCAAUGAAUGUUGCUCAGCAGCCAGCAGGGGGAGCAGCAGGGGGGGCCAUGCCACAGCAGCUUGCUCCUCAGCCCGGGCCUCUCACCAGGUUCAGGCGCCAGCUCAUGACACAACAGAAUGCCCUCAAGUCAACCGUGGACACUCAGGCCCCAGUUCCUACUGACGCAACAGCGACAACUGGGUGUGAAGAACAAGGUCGUCAUCAAGGCAAUUAAGAUGAAACAAGAGUGAAUGAUGACGGCAGCCAUGUGCAGCAGAUAAACAUAGAUGUUGACUGUACUUGCAUACUUUAAUAAAUUAGACUUGCAGUUAAAUGUAUUUUGGUCUGAUUAUACACCAACAUUCCCACAAGACACGUUACAAAGUGAAUG